AUGUCGGUUCACGUUUUGCCCGGUCCACAGGCUUUGUCACCUUUCAGAGUGGAUAACUUGGUGAAGGGCAUCGAGGCCUAUUGUAACAGUUCGUCUUUGAUUUUAGAAGUCCGCUCUUGUUACAUUCAUUUUGUUGAUGCUAGCGUCGAAACGAUAUCAGAGAAGGAUCACCAGCUUCUGCAAGUUUUGUUGACUUAUGACCAAAGUUUGGACUCUGAGGAUCCACUUUCGCAGCUUUUGAAGGACAAAUUGAUCAAUAAUGCCAGUUGUCAAAUCGCUAAUGACACUUAUCUGGUCAGAAUCUUGCCUAGAGCUGGUACUAUCUCGCCUUGGUCUUCCAAAGCGACUAACAUUUCGAAUGUUUGCGGGUUGAACGACAAAAUCAACCGUAUUGAGAGGGGUUUGGCCUUACUUAUCAAGACCGUGCCAGGUUUCCCGCUUUUGGACAAUCUCAACGACGUUUCUCUCAAGUCGUGUUACGACCGCAUGACCCAUGAAUUAUUCUUGGACGAACCACCUUUAACUGAGACUCUCUUCAGACACGAAGCGCCUAAGCCUUUAGUUUAUGUCCCGCUUGUCUCUGAUCAGUCCGGUUCUCCUAAGGACAUUUUGAACAAAGCUAAUGUUGACCUGGGCUUGGCGCUUGACAAGGGCGAAAUUGACUACUUAAUCGAUGCGUUUGUGGAGAUCUUACACCGCGACCCAACUGACGUCGAACUAUUUAUGUUCGCACAAGUCAACUCGGAACAUUGUCGUCAUAAAAUCUUCAACGCCGAUUGGACCAUCGACGGUCUGCAAAAAAAACUUUCCCUUUUCAAAAUGAUCAAAAACACGCAUCAACAUUGUCCUGAGUUCACCAUCAGUGCUUAUUCCGAUAAUUCUGCAGUUCUUGACACCGAGAACGAAGCUUUCUUCUUUGCACCAGAUUUCAAAACCAAGCAAUGGACUGCAACCAAAGAAAAUGUGGCCAUGUUGAUCAAAGUCGAAACUCACAACCACCCAACCGCGGUGUCUCCAUUUCCAGGUGCCGCAACCGGCUCUGGUGGUGAAAUUAGAGAUGAAGGCGCCACUGGUAGAGGUUCCAAAUCCAAGUGUGGUCUCAGUGGAUUCUCUGUCAGUGAUUUAUUGAUUCCAGGCUACAAGCAACCAUGGGAACUCGACGUUGGUAAGCCUAAUCAUAUCGCUUCCGCUUUGGAUAUCAUGAUUGAAGCCCCUCUUGGGUCUGCUGCGUUCAACAAUGAAUUCGGGAGACCUUGUAUCAACGGAUACUUCAGAACUUUGACAACGGAAGUGAACACCUCCGAAAACCAAAAGGAACUAAGAGGUUUUCACAAGCCCGUCAUGAUUGCUGGUGGUUUUGGCGCUGUUAGACCUCGAUUUGCUCUCAAAGAUACUCCAAUUACCCCUGGGUCUUGUUUGAUUGUUCUGGGCGGAGAAUCAAUGUUGAUCGGCCUCGGAGGUGGUGCAGCUUCAUCGGUUAAUUCUGGAGAAGGUUCGGCAGACUUGGAUUUUGCUUCAGUACAGAGAGGUAAUCCUGAGAUGGAGCGUCGUUGUCAACAGGUUAUCGAUGCUUGCAUCUCGCUGGGAUCUUCGAACCCAAUUCUAUCCAUUCAUGACGUGGGUGCUGGAGGUCUAUCCAAUGCUUUACCAGAGCUUGUACACGAUAGCAACUUGGGUGCCAAGUUCGACAUAAGAAAAGUCCUUUCUCUUGAGCCAGGAAUGUCUCCAAUGGAAAUUUGGUGCAAUGAGUCCCAAGAGCGGUAUGUCUUGGGCGUCUCGCAACAAGAUGUUGCUCUUUUCGAACAGAUUUGUCAAAGAGAAAGGGCACCUUAUGCUAUCGUUGGUCACGCAACGGCCGAGCAAAGACUUGUUGUACAAGACUCUUUGCUAGGCACUACACCUAUCGAUCUCGAAAUGUCUAUUCUAUUUGGAAAACCUCCUAAGAUGUCCAAAACCGCUUUAACACGACCACUAAGUUUAGCGGCCCCGGACUUGGCGGUUGUUCCAUCUGUUGGAGAGGCCGUCGAUAGAGUUUUACGCUUGCCAUCGGUUGGCUCAAAGUCUUUCUUGAUCACAAUUGGUGACAGAACAGUUACAGGUCUUAUUGACAGAGACCAGUUCGUGGGACCUUGGCAAGUUCCUGUCGCCGAUGUCGGCGUUACAGGCACCGCUCUUGGUGAAGGGAUUUGCCAGACCGGUGAGGCUUUAGCUAUGGGCGAAAGACCGGUUAACGCUCUUAUUUCUGCUGCUGCAUCUGCAAAGCUCUGUGUUGCAGAAUCUUUGCUCAACUUGGUAGCUGCAGACGUCAAGUCUUUGAAGCACGUCAAGCUCUCUGCCAAUUGGAUGUCACCAGCAUCUCACCAAGGUGAAGGUUCUAAACUAUAUGAGGCUGUUCAGGCAAUCGGUAUGGACCUAUGCCCCGCCCUCGAUAUCGCCAUUCCUGUGGGGAAAGAUUCUAUGUCAAUGAAGAUGAAAUGGGAUGACAAAGAGGUCACUGCUCCAUUGACUUUGAACAUAACUGCCUUUGGGCCUGUUUCUGACACUGCGAAGACGUGGACCCCCGUUUUGAGCAAAAAAGAGGCCUCUGUUCUCGUUCUUGUCGACCUUGCUGCCAAUCACACUAAAUCUUUGGGGGGAUCUGCUUUGUUGCAGGUAUACAAGCAAGUGGGUAACACCUCUCCAACGGUGCACGACAAUGCUCUAUUGAAAGCACUACUAAACUCCAUUUUGGAACUGCAUAAAACAGACUUGGUCCAGGCCUACCAUGAUCGGUCUGACGGUGGAUUGAUCGUAACAUUACUUGAAAUGGCAUUUGCUUCCAGAUGUGGUCUAAACAUCACAGUUGGCGCAAACUCUGAAGGUAGUGAUUUGGUCUCUCUUUUCAAUGAAGAACUUGGAUGUGUUUUCCAAGUCUUCGAGUCGACGUUCGAUGAGUUCAAAAAGGUCUUAACCCAGAACGGUAUCCCAUCCGAGUUUGUGUCGAUCGUUGGUAAGCCAGUAUUUGAUUCUCAGAAGAUUACCGUAAAGACAACCUCCGCAAGUACCAUCUUUGAAAGCACCAGAGGUGCUCUUGAAAAGACUUGGGCUACUACAUCAUAUCAACUACAAAAACUAAGAGAUAACCCCAAGGCCGCUGAAGAGGAAUUCGCCUCUAUCACCGAUGAUAAGGAUCCUGGUCUCUACUAUUCGCUAACUUUCGACCCCGUCGACAAUCUUAACUUAGCCAAGCUCUCUGGAUCAAGGCCUAAAGUGGCGAUUUUGAGAGAACAAGGUGUUAAUGGGCAGAUGGAAAUGGCCUGGUGUUUCCAACAGGCUGGGUUUACUGCAGUGGAUGUCACAAUGACAGACCUCCUCACCGGACGCUUUUCUUUGGAUGAGUUCGUAGGAUUAGCCGCCUGUGGUGGAUUCUCUUACGGUGACGUCCUAGGAGCUGGUGCCGGGUGGGCUAAAUCUGUCUUGUACCAUGAAGGUGUGCGCCAGCAAUUUGUCAGAUUCUUUCAAGAAAGAGAGGAUACAUUUGCGUUCGGAGCUUGUAACGGAUGUCAGUUUUUGAGUAGACUCAAAGAAAUCAUUCCUGGGUGCGAAAACUGGCCAAGUUUUGAAAGAAAUGCAAGUGAACAGUACGAGGCCCGUGUCUGUAUGGUUGAGAUUGUGAAAGACGCCGAAAGUGAUAGUGUGUUUUUCAACAACAUGGUGGGAUCUCAAUUACCAAUCGCUGUUGCGCACGGUGAGGGAAGGGCCAGCUUCUCCUCUUCCGAACAAAUGACUGCUUUCGAGAAGCAAGGGCUUACCGGCGUGAGAUAUGUGGAUAAUUAUGGCAAUGCCACCCAGAAAUACCCUUUCAACCCUAAUGGAGCCACCAAUGCUAUCGCAGGUGUCAUAUCUCCUAACGGAAGGGUUCUAGCGAUGAUGCCUCAUCCUGAAAGAGUAUGUCGACUAGAGGCCAACUCGUGGUAUCCAGCCGAGAAAUACGACGAAUGGCAAGGUUACGGCCCUUGGAUCAGAAUGUUCAAAUCCGUUAGAAGCUGGGUCGGUUAG
This is a messenger RNA of Lachancea mirantina, 4038 nucleotides long. NCBI's taxonomy places the organism in Eukaryota, Fungi, Ascomycota, Saccharomycetes, Saccharomycetales, Saccharomycetaceae. The record is from the annotation of a GenBank genome assembly.